GAAUGGAUUGCCAGUGUGGUGGGUACGUUUUGUCUUGUUGCUCUAUGUGAAAUCUGUGACUUUUUUACAAAAAAGUGCUCAAAACCCACCCUAAAUCAUACGUUAGAACAUUUAAAUUGCCAAAAAGUGCUCAAUUGACAAUUUAAGUGAUGUUUUGGGGGCGAAAAUGAUGGAAAAUGUGUGAAAAAAUGCAAAGAAAUUGAGCGGAAUUGGACUUCUUGUAGAUCCCACCACACACACAGCGGCACAAAAGAAGUACACGAAUCCCAUUCAACUUUACCAUUUUUCUUUGAAAGCCACUAAUACUGUGAAAAUAUUUUAAUAUCCGUGUUCUCAUACAUCAUAAACAAGGUGUGGAGUUUUUCUUAUAAAAUUUAACCGCGCCAAGAGAAAUACCAUCGCCCUCGUGUGCGUGUGUUAGUACGCAAAGUGAAAUCUUUGACUUUUGUGCGCUCAAAAAGUCUUUUACUCUUUUUUUUCACCUUCCUUCACUUUAAUUUUUCUCUGUGCAAUUCAACGAUUUUUUUUUGUUCAUUAAAUAAAACUCUUGGUGUCUCACUUUUUGUGCAGGUUAACCACCAAAAUCGUGUUGUUAAGUGUUUUCUUUUAAUUUGCAAUUAUUCUUGUGUUUUUUGUGCACUAAAAGCGCGCACUGAGCGUUGCUGAAAUUUUUUACCUUAAAAAAGUGUGUGAUAAAAAUUAAGGAGGAAUGUAGCGUCCUUCACGCAGAUGCUAAUUGUUUUGCUGACCAGUGUGGUUUUGGAAGAGCGCGCUAAAAUAAAAGUUGGGAGGGAAGUAAGAAGAAAAAUAAUAAAAAAGAGAAGCUAAACUCAACGAGAAAUGGAAAUUGAGUCUGUGAAUCUCUCACCACGCCAUCAUCUUCAAGUUCAUCUGGUUUCUAUCUGAGUUUCUUCGGUUUGUGGGGGUAUCAACGAAACGAGCCUUCCGCGUGGAAAAUAAUCUUCCGAUUCUUUUUCCACUUCUUCCCCACGCCAAACCACAGGAAACACCCAUCACUGCAAAUUUUCCGUGUAGGGGAUUUCGGGGGUGUUUAACGGUGUGUGAUUUAGUGCAAGAGUGGUUUGUGCUCCUUUUUAUUCGCCGGCAAAAGGCAGAGAAUUUCCCAAGAGGAAGCACUUUUCAUCAGGAAAGGCUUUGAAACCUUCGCGUGUCUCAAGAUGCUUCGGAAAUUGCAGAUUUAUCUCUUCUACACAACAUUUAUUCUACUUGGACCAAUAGCUAAGCUGUGCCAAUGUGCUGAUUUGGUGAUUGAGAUCACCGGAAAUUUGGGCCAAGACGACUCAUACUACCGCCUAGAUUACUACCCACCGUAUGGCAACCCUGCUCCGAACACGACAAUCGCAUCCCGCGACAUUGGGGAUAGGAUACAAUUUUCACACACACUACCUGGUACGAGGUACAACUUUUGGUUGUACUACACCAAUGCCACUCAUCACGAUUGGCUCACGUGGACUGUCUCCAUCACGACAGCUCCUGAACCACCAUCGAAUCUCUCAGUUUCCGUACGAAGUGGCAAAACCGUCCUCAUAUCAUGGAGUCCGCCCACACAAGGCAAUUUUACUAGUUUUAAGCUAAGGGUCGUUGGUUUAUCAGACCCAUCCACAAAUCGCACAAUUCCCAUUGAAAAUGACUCACUGCAGUACACACUGAGGGACUUAACUCCCGGUGCAACAUAUCAAGUGCAGGCGUACACAGUUUUCGAUGGAAAAGAAUCUGUUGCCUAUACAAGUCGCAAUUUUACCACAAAACCAAAUACGCCGGGAAAAUUUAUUGUUUGGUUUAGAAAUGAAACAACCCUGUUGGUGCUGUGGCAGCCACCGUAUCCCGCGGGGAUUUAUACGCACUACAAGGUGUCGAUAGAGCCACCCGAUGCCCUGGAGAGUGUGCUGUAUGUGGAGAAGGAGGGUGAACCCCCGGGGCCAGCUCAGGCGGCCUUUAAGGGACUCGUGCCGGGGCGCGCGUACAACAUAUCAGUACAGACCAUGUCAGAGGAUGAAAUUUCCCUGCCCACGACAGCGCAGUACCGCACUGUGCCACUACGACCAAUGAAUGUGAGCUUCGACUGGAACUCCAUCACCUCCAACUCCUUCAAAGUACAGUGGGAGGCACCAAAGGGUAAUAGUGAGUUCGACAAGUAUCAAGUGUCGCUGGCCACAUCGCGGCGCCAACAAUUUGUCCCCCGCACCAGUGACAGUGUGGCAUGGCUCGAAUUUCGGGAGAAUCUCGAGCCAGGCAAGACAUAUCAAGUUGUCGUGAAGACCGUGUCGGGUAAGGUGACAUCGUGGCCAGCAACGGGUGAUGUAACCCUCAAACCCCUUCCCGUACUCGGCUUGAGAUCCUUCACGAACGAACAAACAGGCCUCGUAACCAUUACAUGGGAUCCCGAUCCAGCCAGUACUCAGGAUGAAUACAAAAUUAGCUAUCACGAAGUUGAGACAUUCAAUGGGGAUGCCAGCACAAUGAACACCGACCGCACAACCUACCCCCUCGAAACACUCCUCCCGGGACGCAACUACUCCCUCACAGUGCAAGCAAUCUCCGCAAAAGUGGAAUCAAAUGAAUCCACCAUCAUCGUUGUCACGCGUCCCUCCUCACCCAUCAUCGAGGAUCUAAAGUCUAUUCGCGAAGGGCUCAACAUAAGCUGGAAGAGCGACGUCAACUCGCGCCAGGAAAAAUAUGAGAUUAUGUAUUCGAGAAAUGACACAGGCGAAAUGAAGACAAUCCUCACCACCGACUCGAGGAGAGUCAUAAAGAAUUUGUAUCCCGGAGCUGGGUAUGAAAUAAAAGUCUUCGCCCUUAGUCAUGGUCUCCGUAGUGAACCCCAUGCAUACUUCCAAGCUGUCUAUCCUAAUUCUCCGCGGAACAUGACAAUUGAAAAGGUGACAAGCAAUUCCGUGCUUGUGCGGUGGAUGCCACCGAUUCAGAGUGAAUUUAGCGAAUACUCCAUUCGAUACCGCACUGAGAGUGAACGUCAGUGGAUUAGGUUGCCUUCCGUGAAAUCCACAGAAGCUGAUGUGACUGACAUGACGCCGGGAGAGAAGUACACGAUUCAGGUGAAUACAGUCAGCUAUGGCGUUGAGAGCCCAAAUCCGCAGCACGUGAACCAGACUGUGCGUCCCAAUCCCGUGUCCAACAUCAUCCCCCUCGUGGACUCCACGAAUAUCACCCUCGAAUGGCCACGACCUGAGGGUAGAGUGGAGACGUAUUUCGUGCACUGGUGGCCUGUGGCCAAUCCCGAUCAGGUGCACACGAAGAAUGUGUCUGAAGUCUACGUGACCCCAAUGAGUUGGGUCGGUGGUGACCACGCAGAUGGGAAGCUCGGGAUGGAUGACACUCCAACCGUUCAUGUCCUAAUUGGGGACCUAAUGCCGGGGGUUCAGUACAAAUUCCGCAUUCACACCAUCUCCUACGGACUAACCAGUGACAUCACUCAGCUCACAACACGCACUAAACCCCUCAUUCAGUCCGAAGUGUUUGUUGUGAAUAAUCUUCAGGAACGCGACAUGGUCACCCUCAGCUACACCCCAACCCCGCAGAUGUCUUCCAAAUUUGACCUCUAUCGCUUCUCCCUCGGGGAUCCCGAUAUACCGGAUAAGGAGAAGUUGGCAAAUGAUACAGAUCGCAAAGUUACCUUUACAGGCCUAAUGCCUGGCCGGCUGUACAAUAUAACCGUGUGGACUGUGAGUGGUGGUGUUGCGAGUCUUCCAAUUCAGCGACAGGAUCGCAUGUACCCUGAACCAAUAACCCAACUCAAUGCCACACGAAUCACAGACACGGAGAUCACACUGAAAUGGGACAUCCCGAAUGGGGAGUACAAUGCUUUUGAGGUGCAAUACCUCACAAUUGACAAUAACUACGUGCAGAAUCUCACGGUGCACGACAGUAUUACGAUAAAAGACUUAAAACCCCAUCGCAACUACACGUUUACCGUUGUGGUGCGUUCGGGUACAGAAUCCAGCGUCUUGCGGAAUAGUCUUCCAGUUUCGGCGAGUUUCACAACGAAGGAAUCCGUUCCCGGGCGGGUGGAUCGUUUUGAACCGGUGGACAUCCAACCCAGUGAGAUUACCUUUGAAUGGUCGCUGCCGUCGAGUGAGCAAAAUGGGGUAAUUCGGCAAUUCUCCAUAACUUAUGGGCUCGAAGGAUCAGCUCAUACGCAAGUGCGUGACUUCAAGCCAACUGAAUUCCACGGGGUCAUUAAGAAUCUCCUCCCUGGCAAGUCCUAUGUCUUCCGGAUUCAAGCUCAGACGGUCAUUGGCUAUGGCCCGGAGACAAUGUGGAAGCAGAAGAUGCCCAUUUUGGCACCACCACAGCCAGCAACACAAGUUGUUCCCACAGAGGUCUAUCGUAGCUCAUCCACAAUUCAAAUUCGCUUCCGCAAAAAUUACUUCUCCGACCAGAAUGGAGCUGUAAUCAUGUACACCAUCAUUGUUGCUGAAGACGACACAAAGAACGCCUCAGGCUUGGAAAUGCCUUCGUGGCGCGAUGUACAGAGCUACAGCCUCUGGCCACCGUACCAGGUGAUCGAACCCUACUACCCAUUCAAGAAUAACUCAGUGGAGGAUUUCACGAUCGGUGCUGAAAAUUGCGACAUCAAACAAACUGGCUACUGCAACGGACAACUCAAAUCGGGAAGAGUCUAUCGCGUCAAGGUGCGCGCAUUUACUGCACCAGAUAAAUUCACGGACACCGCCUACAGUUUUCCAAUUCAAACUGGCCUCUUGUCUGUGGAUCAAGAUAACACCUCAAUAAUAAUCGCAACAUCAGUGAGUCUCUGUCUGUUGAUUCUCAUCCUCGUGGCUGUGUUCUUUAUACGGAAACGACGCAACGGACCGCGAAAGGCUACAAAGGAGCCGCGUUCGAGUGAUAACAUGUCACUUCCGGAUAGUGUCAUUGAGACAAGUCGCCCCAUUGAGAUUAAGAAUUUCGCUGAGCACUACCGGAGAAUGGCGGCAGAUUCAGAUUUUCGAUUUAGCGAGGAAUUUGAGGAGCUGAAGCACGUCGGACGCGAUCAGCCGUGCACAUUUGCCGAUUUGCCAUGCAAUAGACCAAAGAAUCGCUUUACAAAUAUUCUGCCAUACGACCAUUCACGCUUCAAAUUGCAACCUGUCGACGAUGAGGAGGGUUCAGACUACAUCAAUGCCAAUUACGUGCCUGGGCACAAUUCCCCGCGUGAAUUCAUCGUCACGCAGGGCCCCUUGCACUCGACACGCGAUGAUUUCUGGCGAAUGUGCUGGGAGAGCAAUUCACGGGCCAUCGUGAUGCUAACGCGAUGCUUCGAGAAGGGACGCGAGAAGUGCGAUAGGUACUGGCCCAAUGACACCGUGCCCGUGUACUACGGGGACAUUCGGAUACAAAUGCUAAAUGUUAGCAACUACCCUGAUUGGGUCAUUACGGAAUUCAUGAUGAGUCGGGGUGAUCAACAACGAUGCAUCAGACACUUCCACUUUACAACAUGGCCUGACUUUGGAGUGCCAAAUCUACCUCAAACACUGGCACGCUUUGUGCGGGCAUUCCGCGAUCGCGUUGGGCCAGAUCAGAAACCAAUUGUGGUACAUUGUAGUGCCGGUGUAGGCCGUUCAGGCACUUUUAUUGCGCUAGAUCGCAUCCUUCAGCAAAUUGUUGUGGCUGAUUAUGUAGAUAUAUUCGGCAUUGUGUGGCAAAUGCGAAAAGAACGCGUCUGGAUGGUUCAGACGGAACAGCAGUACAUCUGCAUUCAUCAAUGCUUGAAGGCUGUGCUGGAGGGCAAGGAGAACGUCAUGUCUCCACCGCGGGAGAUGCACGAUAAUCAGGGAUACGAAGAUAUUUUUAAAUCAAAAUUUGCAUUUAUUUUUGAACGUCCACAGAAAUUAUUCAAAAAAUCUCAUUAAUUUUUUUUUUGUAAAUAUUCCAUAAUCUCGGUACCAAAGAAUGAAAAAUAAUUUUUAAAUAUAAGAAAAUCUCUUACAAAAAUAUAAUGCGAGUUUUCUUUAUUUUAUUUAAUUUUGCACCUUAAUUUGCCCUUUUAAGGGUCAGAUUCAGCGUAAAAAAAACUCUUUUUGGUAUUAAGAAUGAAAGAUAAAAGAAUUUUGGUAUUCGCUAUAAAAAUCUCUUAAAAUAAAAAUUAAAUAGAUUUGGUAUUCAAGAUAAAAGUUUUUUUUAUUGAUUUUUUGUCUUUUAUUAUAAACGAGAGUUAUUUAUUUGAGUUAUUUUAUCAGCCCUUUAAGUCAUUUUUAUGUUGAUUGAUCAUGAUUAAAAUCUUGAAUCUAUCAGAAAUUGAUCUUAUAUUGGGUCGUAUUCUGGAAUCAAGAAAUCCUUGAAAUUGUUGAAAUUUCGAAGAUUUCUUUGUGCCGCAAAAUAAGACAUUUUUUAUCAAAAUAAAAUAAUUUUUUCCUUCGUUUAAAAAAACCUGAAAAAAAUCUUUUAUUUUAAAAGAAAUCUGUAUUCUGGAUAAAAUAUUUACUUUUUAUAAUAAAGUUUUUUAACAAGCUCUAUUACGUUGAAUCCUGCCCUAAGCUACAUUAGAUUUUUUUAAUUUUUUAUUUAUUUUUGCUUCUAAUGCUCACUAUUAAUUUAUAAAAAAAAAAAUAAAACUCCCUGGUGGUGUUAGAACAAUUUAUAAAGAAAAUUCUUUUCAACAGAAAAUAAAUUUUCAAAGAGGAAAAUCAACAAAACACAAAACACAAAUCAUCAUGAAAUAAUCAUUUUUUGUGCAUAAAAACUAUUUAAUUUCUUUCUUGCUGCAAAAUGGACAAAAUGGAUUUGAAAAAAUUAAAAAAAAAUAAUCAUUUGGAAAAUAAAUUGU
This is a messenger RNA of Lutzomyia longipalpis, 6802 nucleotides long. RefSeq names its product tyrosine-protein phosphatase 10D-like. The coding region runs from base 1179 to 5888 and encodes 1569 amino acids. Gene Ontology annotation, biological process: protein dephosphorylation. NCBI's taxonomy places the organism in Eukaryota, Metazoa, Arthropoda, Insecta, Diptera, Psychodidae. The transcript has 12 exons. Gene Ontology annotation, molecular function: protein tyrosine phosphatase activity; protein binding. The record is from RefSeq and is a predicted model, not a curated record.